This is a messenger RNA of Austrofundulus limnaeus, 1308 nucleotides long. It is a transcript of the gene klhl27, whose product is annotated as intracisternal A particle-promoted polypeptide. Lineage: Eukaryota; Metazoa; Chordata; Actinopteri; Cyprinodontiformes; Rivulidae. The record is from RefSeq and is a predicted model, not a curated record. Gene Ontology annotation, molecular function: actin binding.
GUGUUUCUGACUUCAGCCUGCGGGUGGCGCUGCAGACCCUGCUGAAGGAGUACACUGAGGUCACAAAAUCCUCCAAAGACAAUAAAACCAGCGGUCAGCUGCAGCCGGCUAAAAUGAGACCCAGAAGAAAAGCCAGGAAGUUCCUCUACGCCAUAGGGGGCUACACUCGGCUGCAGGGGGGCCGGUGGAGCGACAGCAGYGCUUUGAGCUGCGUGGAGCGCUUCGACACCUUCAACCAGUACUGGACCACCGUGUCGUCCCUGCACCAGGCUCGCAGCGGGCUGGGAGUCGCCGUCCUGGAGGGGAUGAUCUACGUGGUGGGAGGAUUAAUUUACGUUAUCGGGGGGAUCAGUGAUGAAGGGGUGGAGCUGCGUUCAGCUGAAGUUUACGACCCCAUCUCCCGCCGAUGGAGCGCUCUGCCCAUCAUGUUCUCACGGCGGGCCUAUGUGGGCGUGGCCUGCCUAAACAACUGUAUUUACGUAGUGGGAGGCUGGAACGAGGAGCUGGGUGCACUGGAGACGGUGGAGAAGUUCUGUCCUGAGGAGGAGAAAUGGAUGGAGGUGGCGCCCAUGUCCACGGCCCGCGCAGGCGCCUCGGUGUCGGCAGUGAACGGGCUGCUGUACGCGGUGGGAGGAAGGGCCGCCAGCAGGGACUUCUCUGCGCCGGUGACCAUCGAUUCUGUGGAGAUCUACGACCCCCACCUGGACACGUGGACCGAGGUGGGUAACAUGAUCACCAGCCGCUGUGACGGCGGACUGGCUGUGCUCUGACCCCGCCCACCCACACCAGCAUCAGCACCUGAAUCAUCUCAAACUCCAGACGAAGCUGCACCUUAAGAAACACGCCGAGGAGUGUUUCUGUCUCAAACAGACGUCACUUUAUGAUCAGCGUUAUUUAUUCACGUUAGUCUUCUGAUGAAUUUGUGCCAAAAAAAAGUCUGUUUCUUAAUUUUCAGUCCAAAAAAACAAGACAUUUAUUUUACUUCUUUACAAGCAAAGACGAAGUAUCAGACGAACGGCACCAAAUGAGACCGUUUUCAGUGUCAUUCCUGUAAACUUGAUGAUUUUGUCGCUAUCAGCACAGCAGUAGUGUCUUCACUGGAGGAUUUUGUGAAACUGCCAUCGUUUCUGCUUAAGCUGUUUCCUUUUAUCAMUGGCUCCUGGAAUAAACAUUUCAUCGACCUAAGGGUCGUAAGUGACUUUCACUUACUUUGUUAAACUUCUACAAAACUGAAUAAUGUCUGUUACAAAAAAGCACACACAAAAAAAUACACAGCAGCAAUUUAGUAAAAUAAAAUUACAAAACUUC